GGUGCUACUUCUUAGGGUUAGGGCUCUUCCAGCUUCCAGGCGCGAUGACGGAGGAUCAACAGCACAAGAAAGAGGCGGCCGUGGCGUAUGACUACGACGGCGAUCCUCGCUGGGCGGAUUACUGGUCCAAUGUGCUUGUGCCCUCGCAUUUGGCCGCAAGGCCAGAGGUUUUGCGGCAUUUCAAGCUCAAGUUCUACCAGAGAUACGUUGAUCCGGACCUUGUUGUGGAUCCUCUUUCAGCGAUUUCUUCCCCGAGAUCGUCUUCCAACUCGGAGCCAAGAGUGCAAAGACGAUCUGCGACUGGAGCUGAUCGCAGCAGCACAACGCCUCCACCGGAGACCACUCGCCAGCAGUCUCCACCAGCGUCUACUGCUUCCAGGAGCUCUUUCAGAAUGGAUCCUCCAACGAUACAGUUCCUUGCCAAUGCUUGGGUCACAGUGAUGGCUGUUUUGGCUAUGUUUCCUUUCCUUCCUUAUGCACUAGCGGAGAAGGCUUACAGGUUAACUCUACUUGGCUCGGCAGCAACUAACUUGUAUUGUAUUGCGAACCAGCACGGGGCUCCGGCGGCUUGGAAUCUCCAAGGCUUGCAAAAUUGGCUCCGAUCAAUCUUUGAGACUACUGGAAACGACUUCCUCUAUCUUUUGUACGCGUUCUUUUUUGUCUCGGCAUCUAUUCCUCUCAAAGUUGCUGUGAUUCCUUUGGCUAUACGCUCUCUGGAGCAAGUAGUGUACCAUCUAAGACGGAAUUUCAGCAACACUCGACUUUACAGAAAGUAUCUCGACAAGCCAUCAAACUGGGUGGCUUCCAACUCAAACCUUUUGAAGAGUCUCAGUGCCAACGCUGAGAUCGGACUUGGUUUCUUGCUAAUCAUCCUGCUACUAACGCCGCAGCGAAACAUCAUCCAAGCAUUCGUUCACUGGAGGCUUCUUAAAAUGAUGUACGCGCUUCCAAGCACGGCACCAUAUCACCGAAGCUCUUGGUCGGCUAUUGGCAGAAGGGUGAACCCACUUAUCCACCAAUACGCUCCAUCUCUCGCAACACCCAUGGCCUAUUUGCAACGAUGGUUCGUCUCAUAGCCAAGUUCUUAUCUUUCUCGAUCCAACCAAAAAAAAGUUUGGAGCUUCGAUCAAACGCUUUUCUUUCUCAGCGGCAAGAAUUCCAUAGAGCUAUUUUUUU
This is a messenger RNA of Selaginella moellendorffii, 1176 nucleotides long. RefSeq lists its product as uncharacterized. Gene Ontology annotation, cellular component: membrane; endoplasmic reticulum. Bases 45 to 1076 code for a protein of 343 amino acids. Gene Ontology annotation, biological process: endoplasmic reticulum tubular network organization; membrane organization. The record is from RefSeq and is a predicted model, not a curated record. The transcript has 9 exons. NCBI's taxonomy places the organism in Eukaryota, Viridiplantae, Streptophyta, Lycopodiopsida, Selaginellales, Selaginellaceae.